AUGUCCCGGUUCGUUGAUCCGCUGGUGGUGGGGCGGGUGAUCGGCGAGGUGGUGGACAUGUUCGUGCCGUCGGUGGCCAUGGCCGUGGCCUACGGCGCCAGGGACCUCAGCAACGGCUGCCACGUGAAGCCCUCCCUGGCCGCCGACCAGCCGCUCGUCCGCAUCUCCGGCCGCCGCAACGACCUCUACACCCUCGUGAUGACGGAUCCUGACGCGCCUAGCCCUAGCGAGCCCACCAUGAAGGAGUACCUCCACUGGAUAGUGGUUAACAUACCGGGUGGAACAGAUGCAACUAAAGGUGAGGUGGUGGUGCCGUACAUGGGGCCGCGGCCGCCGGUGGGCAUCCACCGCUACGUGCUGGUGCUGUUCGAGCAGAAGACGCGCUUCCCCUACGUCCCGGCGGCGUCGCCGGACGACCGCGCCUACUUCAACACCCGCGCCUUCGCCGCCAACCACGAGCUCGGCCUCCCCGUCGCCGUCGUCUACUUCAACUCCCAGAAGGAGCCGUCCGGACACCGCCGGCGUUGA
Molecule: messenger RNA, 528 nt
Organism: Triticum turgidum subsp. durum (durum wheat)
Lineage: Eukaryota; Viridiplantae; Streptophyta; Magnoliopsida; Poales; Poaceae
Source: the annotation of a GenBank genome assembly